GCUCUAAACCGGGGUUUAGCAGGCUUUAAAGAGGAUGCGGUUGAGAUGCUGGCCAGCUACGGGCUGGCCUAUUCGCUAAUGAAGUUCUUCACUGGGCCCAUGAGUGACUUCAAGAACGUGGGUCUGGUGUUUGUCAACAGCAAGAGGGACCGGGGCAAGGCUGUGCUUUGCAUGGCGGUAGCAGGCACUAUAGCGUUAAUCCUUCAUGUUGUCAUAGGUGAGGCUUAAACAUGGUUGUUUUGUCCCAAUCCAUGACAUUUAAUAGUAACUAACUACUAGUAUUUAUUCUUAUUCAUUCCAAGUGAUUAUUUUAAAUCCAGUGAUAUGUCAGUUGUAAACUGCUUUAAGUUGAGCUUUUACAUUUUUAAAAUUAAGAGGCCAACCUACUAGUGUUUUUGUAUUAUUUCAAAAGAUUCAAAUGGAGUUAGCGGUGUCAUCUCCUCAGUCCUUAUAUUCUGCUUCUCUCCCCCCCUCUAGCUCAGUCAGACCUAGGCUACUACAUUAUCAAUAAGCUCCACCAUGUGGAUGACUCCGUGGGCAACAAGACCAGGAGGGCUUUCCUCUACCUGGCAGCUUUCCCACUGCUGGACGCCAUGGUGAGUACUGAGUAGAGUAUCCGGCUUGAUUCAAGUCUCUGUCCCAAAUGGCACCCUAUUCACAAUAUACAGUGCAUUCGGAAAGUAUUCAGACCUCUUCCCUUUUUCCACAUUUUUUGUUACGUUACAGCCUUAUUCUAAAAUGGAUUAAAUAAAUAAAAAUCCUCAUCAAUCUACACACAAUACCCCAUAAUGACAAAGCGAAAACAGGUUUUUAGAAAUGUUUGCAAAUUUAGUCAAACUAAAAAACAAAUACCUUAUUUACAGAACUAUUCAGACCCUUUGCUAUGAGACUCAAAAUUGAGCUCAGGUGCAUCCUGUUUCCAUUGAUCAUCCUGUGUUAAAUUCAAUUGAUUGGACAUGAUUUGGAAAGGCACACACCUGUCUAUAUAAGUUCCCACAGUUGACAGUGCAUGCCGGAGCAAAAACCAAGCCAUGAGGUCGAAGGAAUUGUCCGUAAAGCUCUGAGACAGGAUUGUGUCGAGGCACAGAUUUGGGGAAGGGUACCAGCAUUGAAGGUCCCCAAGAACACAGUGGCCUCCAUCAUUCUUAAAUGGAAGAAGUUUGGAACCAUCAAGACUCUUCCUAGAGCUGGCCACCCGGGAGAAGGACCUUGGUCAGGGAGGUGACCAAGAACCCGAUGGUCACUCUGACAGAGCUCCAGAGUUCCUCUGUGGAGAUGGGAGAACCUUCCAGAAGGACAACCAUCUCUGCAGCACUCCACCGAUCAGGUCUUUAUGGUAGUGGCCAGACGGAUGCCACUCUUCAGUAAAAGGCACAUGAGAGCCCACUUGGAGUUUGCCAAAAGGCACCUAAAGGACUCUGACCAGGAGAAACAAGAUUCUCUGAACUGAUGAAACCAGGAUUUAACUCUUUGGCCUGAAUGCCAAGUGUCACGUCUGGAGGAAACCUGGCACCAUCCCUACGGUGAAGCAUGGUGGUGGCAGCAUCAUGCUGUGGGGAUGUUUUUCAGCGGCAGGGACUGGGAGACUAGUAAGGACCAACCUGACAGCGCUUGAGAGGAUCUGCAGAUUAGAAUGGGAGAAACUCCCCAAAUGCAGGUAUGCCAAGCUUGUAGCGUCAUACCCAAGAAGUCUCUAGGCUGUAAUUGCUGCCAAAAGUGCUUCAACAAAGAGUAAAGUGUCUGAAUACUUAUGUAAAUGUGAUAUUUGGAAACAUUUCUAAAAACCUGUUUUUACUUUGUCAUUAUGGGCUAUUGUGUGUAGAUUGAGGGAAUAAAGCAAUUUAAUCAAUUUUAGAAUAAGGCUGUAACGUAACAAAAAAUGUGGUGAAAGUCAAGGGGUCUGAAUACUUUACGAAUGCACUGUAGUGCACUAAUUUGAACCAGAUCCCUAUGGGCCAUGGUCAAAAGUAGUGCAUUAUGUAGGGAAAAGGGUGCCAUUUGGGAAGUAGACCAGCUCUUUCAUGACCCAAAGCAUGGCUAGCCAGAGAGCCAUAAUCAUGGCAGAUAGAACCUUAAAAACACCUCAAAAAAUGAUGUAUCAUCCUCUGCACAUCAUGCUGGUCUUAAAACGGACGCAUGCCUGUCCUUGUAUUUCAAUGACCGCAUGUCGACACAUUUCAAUGUGAGCCUUUGGCUUGCUUUUAUUUUUACAAACCAGACAAGAACUUGGUGUGCUACAAUUCUUGGGAGGAGAAGCAACAAUUGUCUCGUUGUUAAUUUUUGUAUUUUAGGCUUGGAUCCAUGCUGGAAUCCUCCUCAAGCACAAAUACAGCGUCAUCGUAGGCUCUGCCUCCAUCUCUGAUGUCAUCACCCAGGUACUCAACAGAUUGCUUCCUUGUUGUUCACUAAUCCCCAUUACAGUGAAGAUGGGUCCUUGUAGCCAAAACAAUCAUGCAAUUCACCUCAAAAGUGGACUUGGCAGUAUGCUCUGCUCCGAUAGGUUGUGAGAGUGACGUGGUCCUCGGAGUGUUUCUGACUGUGGCCCCUCUGUGGCAGAUUGUGUUUGUGUCCAUCCUGCUGCACAGUAACCUGCCGUGUAUGGAGCCCCUUCUCAUCCCCAUCCUCUCCCUGUACAUGGGAGCUCUGGUGCGCUUCACCAUCGUGGGCCUGGGCUACUACUACAACAUCCACAACAACAUCCCAGACUCCAGUGGAGUUGACGUGGGGGUACGCUGUUUCCUUCGUCACCUAACUGGGACCUUUUUAAGAGUUCAACAUGUCGUUUAUUUAACGCUAGAACCGCUGGGGCUUUCAGUCGAUAAGUAUCCGCUAAAGUAGUGGUUCCCAAACUGUGUUGCAGCCGAGACAUUUGUGGUGCAUUGCAUGAUAAUACAUUUGAGGGAAUGGGGGAAAAAAUGCUUUCAGUGUAAACUUAACGACUAAAACCAAAUGGAACGUUUUUUUUUAAAUUAUGGACCUUUUAUAUUUUUUAAUAAUAGCCUAUAAUCUUUUAGAACCUAUAAUGAACAAAAUAAAAGCUAGACAAUCAGGCCCCCAUUUCAUUUUGCUAUGUUUGAGCAUAAGAACACCACAUUUCCCAUGUCAAAAUGCGUAGAAAUGCAGGAAAUUAGCUUAGAAACUGCUAAAUUGGUGGGUGUGGCUCGGUCUUCGUCAGAAAAUCUUAGACCUUUCUCUUGGCCGCAGAGACACAAUUUUGUAGUUUUAAAGCUUAAUUUCCUGCAAUUGUACAUAUUUUGCCAUGGGGCGGAGAGACAUUUUUACAAUUUUAAAGCUAGUUUCCUAUAAUUCUACACAUUGUCAUGGGACUUAGAGAAAGAAUUGCAGUUUAAAAGCUAAUUUCCUGCAAUUCUACACAUUUUACCAUGUGGUUGAGAGUGUGCAGUUUAAAGCAAAUUUCCUGUAGUUCUACAAACUUUGCCAUGGUUUAUGGCGUGUUCUUAUGCUAUCUGAGUGACUCAAACAUUAUGCCAAAGUCAUUAUAGAAUUUUUGUCUAGUUUUUAUUUUAUUUACAGCUCCAUUAUCUUUUCUACAGAAUGUUUUCAGAAUCUCCAUGAUCUUUUCUACGUUUUUAUUUUUUAUUUUUUUUACCGUAAACGUUUUACCAUCCUGAAAACGAAUAAUAUUUUACUAACUCAAAUAAGUCUCUUAUUUUUUUGGGAGUGGCGGCAACGAUUUAGGCCAGGGGUGUCAAACUCAUUCCAUGGAGGGCCUAGUGUCUGCAGGUUUUUCCUUUCAAUUAAGCCAUAGACAACCAGGUGUAGGGAGUUCCUUACUAAUUAGUGAGCUUAGUUCAUCCAAGGGAGGAGAGAACCCGCAGCCUUUAGGUCCUCUGUGGAAUGAGUUUGACACCUGUGAUUCAGGGGAAAGACUACGUCAAUAUUCUAACAGUCGAAUAAAUACAUUCCAUAUAUGCUAUCGGAAGAAUAAUCAUUUGGUUGUGUUUUAUGAAGGCCUUAGGUAACAGAAUAAGAUAACUUAUUUGAAAGAAAAUGUAUUUCAAACGAACAGAAUAGCAUAUUUUAAGUUGUAUUAUGUUAGUACUUUGCUUAGUAGCCUAAGCAAUGCUCCCACAGUGUGGUUAUUCUUGGAAAAAGGGAUAUUUUGAAAUAGAGCUCACCUCUUGAAUUUUGAGUUAUUUGACAAAGGUCAGUGUCUUUAGAAAGUGCAGAAUCUGCUGUUUCUGAUAUUAUAUAGAAAUCAAAAUGUCUUACCUGCGUGUGACUGGAGGAGGAUUUGAAAAAGUGAUGCUCCUUUCCCUACUUCUGUUAGUGCUGAGCUGCACCAUCUCUUCAUGUACAAUUUGACAAUGAAGUGGUAAUGCCCUCGAAGCCGGUGUUUGGAGGAUAUAUUGGCACGGGUGUUUUUCGUGCCAAUAUAUCCUCCAAACACCAGCUUCGAGGGCAUUAUUACUUUUAUACAACGGAUUACCAACAUAUUCAAAUAAUGAUUGACAUAUUUUCAUUCAGUGUUAUUUUUAGGAAUUUAUUCAUACUAUUUCAUCCUUCCACGAGAUAUUGUCCCGACACAAAUUUAGGGUUGCUACCCAAGUCGGCUGGUCGUUCGUUCUAUCGGUUCGGUUGCCAGAGACGCGACCCAGUUAAGUAUUGUUAAGUUGCGUCAAUUCAAAUCUGGUAUUAGGAACAAAAGAGGUCAACACGACUUCUAAGAUAUACUAGUAUUUUAAUUAAUGCAAAACCUUCAAUGGUAAAUAUGAUGUUCGUAUAUACGGGUCCACUGAAAUACCACGCAGGGCACUCAGAGAACUAAUCCAUUGUUACAGGUUCUUCUUCAAAUACUCUGACAGAGAUAUUUCCCACUCCCUGCUGGCCAAUCAGAGUAGAGACUGAGCGUGGUUUAGACUUACUCAGCCUAUCCGUUGGCGCACCGGCUGGUCCCAGUCCCUUGGCGCUCCACCGUUGCACACUGUUGCCAGGCAUAAGUUUUUAUCAUAACAACCUGUAGAGUCAGCACUUUUUUGCAGUACCCAUGUCCUUGGACGGUUCACAGAUCACAAAGAAGCAGUGUAGUCUAGUAUUUUGAGACACAAGUUCUUAUCUCAUCCUACCCCCUAACGUUCCUCACAUGAAUCACAGCCUGUUAUGUGAAACAAUUUAUAUCAGUAUAGUACAAACCUAUGCUUAUCAUUAAUGCAUUCCUUCUAAGCUAUUCAUCACAUACAGAUCCAAUUAUGAGAAAAUAGAACCCCACAGUAUUUUUGUUCUAACUCUAUGGACGCGACCCAGUCAUUUGUUGGAAAUGUUCCGUUGCCAUGAUGGCAGGCAACGUUCUUAUCCCUUGCUUGCUAGUUAGCCAACUUUGGCUAAUACAGUCACGUCAAACAGUGCAGCCAGAAUAACAGCAAAGUAGCUGCAUUUGCGUUUGUUUAAGCUGUUUGAGUGAUUUCAUUUGGGGGGGGAGAUACAUCAAUAACAAUGAGCUAAUGAUGUGUGAUUUUGCCUGGCAUAGAACAUUUGCUCUCGCGCCAGGCCACUGUUCAGAAGAGCUAGCCAUCUACCCAGCUAACACACUCACUUCAAACUGAAGCUGGAAUGACCGCAAACUAGCUGCAUUUCGUCUUUUUCUAUUGACAUUUCUUUGUAUAAAUCCAUACAAAUUAUGCUGAUUCAUGAUUUCAACUGGCUGAGAAAAGCUGCCAGCCUGUCUGUCUCGUCCCGACUCCCGUCACGUUCAUUACCAUAGGACAGGUGGAUAUCGAAUUUCAAUAUUGAAACAAUGUUGCAAAUGGUGGCGAGACAGACAGCAAGGUUAUUACAAAUCUCCGAUGUUGAAAACCAAAUGCUAGUCUUAACGAAAUGGGAGAUGAUGUCUAGAUGCUUUUUAAAGUGUAUAUCUAGUAUAUAAAUUGCCUGGCUGGGCUGAUGAGACAGUGGAUUGUGCAGUCAGAUGGAACAGAGUAAAUAGGCAUUUCAACGUCAUAGAUUUAGCCCGUGGCAACUUGUGGAAUAGACACCGUCUGAAUGCAGUUUUAACCAAUCAGCAUCAAGGAUUAGACCCACCUGUUGUAUAAUUGAUAAUAUUGUCACCCAUCAUACUUGUCAUUGUAAUCUUGUUGUUAGGCUAACUUCGUUUAGGUGUAGUUUCAAUGGACCAUCAGCUGCGCAGGCUGACUAGCAUCGUUCACUUCCCCUUGCUCAUCAACUCACCCAUUCUCUAAACAAUUGUAAAGGAUGAAUUGCAUCAACAAAUAUUUGUGGGAAUAUAGCCAUGAACAGAUAUACAGUAGCCUAAAAACAAGGAUAUGUUUUGUAUUAUUCUUAAGGCCUACUGCAACACAUGGCAUAUUUUCUUUAGCCUUACAAUAAAAACAUCACAAUGUAAUACAUUUUAUUAAAUUGUUUUUGUAGUUUUGAGUAGUAAUAGAGUUAUCGUAAGUAAUACAGUCCCGUAACAGCUUCUUUUUACAAAGUAAAACAUAGAAUAUCAACCCACAAGGGGCGCGGUCAAAUUAUUUGCCAUAAACAUGAGUGCCAAUGCUUAAUAAAUGGUGCAUAAUACAAAUGUAAAGAAUUAAUUGCAUAAGGAAAUAGUCAUGAAAAUAUAUGAAAACAAGAGUAAUAUAUUUACUGCAUCUCAGUGCUAGAGGCGUCACUACAGACCCUGGUUUGAUUCCAGGCUGUAUCACAAUCCGGCCGUGAUUGGGAGUCCCAUAGGGGACAAUUGGCCCAGCGUCGUCCGGGUUUGGCCUGGGUAGGCCGUCAUUGUAAAUAAAAUAUCGGACCCUGUAUUGUCGGAUUUGAAUCUUGCCGAUGGGAGAUUACAUACCAUUUCCAGCCUUUCGUAAUAAAAUAAUUAGACUGGCCACAAUUUUUCAUUUCACUAUUGUUUUAAAUGAAUUCACACUCCCUCCUUAUCAUUCAGGUAAUUCAAAUUAAAUUGUGAAGUAACGUGCACAAUUUCAGUUUCUAUUACCCAUCCAUCCAUUUACGUCAUUCAUUGAGUGAGGAGACGCAUUAGCGCCUGGCUGGGUACCAAUGUCCUACAGCGCAUUUGUCUUUGCCCGUUAAGGUAGGAAUAGGUGUGAAAAAACAGGUAAACAGGCUUUAAAAAACGUUUCUGUUUGUGAUUGUUUUUAAAUCGGACAACUGACCAAUGUAAAACACAUAUGUAGGAAAAGUAAGGGAAGGAGCAGGAUGUAGCUUUUUUUUUGGUGGGCAGAUUAUAAUUUUUUAACAUUUACAAAAUCGAACGUCAGUGGCCGUUGGCCUAUGGCGGUUCUAUUGUUAAUCUUGGUCUUCUAAAACUGUCUUUGAUGCAGUUGCAGGACAAUUAGGUCAAUGGCCCCUAUUUUAUCUAGUAAUCAGUACCACUGCUCUCAUGUAUGGGAAGGAGCUAGAGCUAGAAAUCCAAAGGCACCCAGAUUGAACAUAUCCUUGUUUUCCCCUCUCAUUUUGCUUUUCUUUGCAGGGAGAUGUCACCAUCAGGAAGAUGUUGAGUUUCUGGUGGCCUCUGGCCCUCAUCCUGGCUACCCAGCGGAUCAGCAGGCCCAUCGUCAACCUCUUUGUGUCCCGGGACCUCAAUGGGAGCAGCGCAGCCACUGAGGUUAGUUUGAAGCCUACUCAGUCCACUCAUCGAUAAUACCCCCAUUUAGCUCAGUCCCACUCACUGUAAUUGGGCAGCUGCCAACCGCCUUUACCAGAGGGGUAUACUACGAAUAAAGCUAGAUCUACUCAGGGUUUUCUAAAGCUAACCAGCUUCAAUUAGCUUCACAUUCCAGCUCAGGCUUCAUCCGUACUAUGACGGUGGACAUUGCUUGUCUGCCUGACGCUAACUCUAGCAGGCCUGUAACUGUGCGUGCAUGUCGCACGUGGCUAGUCGAACACUGAACUCUUCAUUGAGACAAUGCUGAAAUAUCAAUCCAUGGGCAAGUCAGUGCCACUUUUUGUGCCGAAAUCGAAAUGAAGGAAAAGUUAUCUUUCAAAUUGUAGCCCAAGGCACUUGUCCAGGACCUCCAUACCAGGCGGUGUCAGAGGAAGGCCCCAAAAAUUGUCCGACUCCAGCCACCCAAGCCAUACUGUUCAAAUAAAAUAAAAAAGGUCAAAUGCUUCGUAAACAACAGGUGUAGACUAACAGUGAAAUGCUUACUUACGGGGCCUUCCCAACAAUGCAGAGAAAGACAAUUUAGAAAUAAUAGAAAAAGUUAAACACGUAAUAAUAAAUACACAAUGAGUAACGAUAACUUGGCUAUAUACACGGGUACCGAGUCGAUGUGCAGGGGUACCAGGUAAUUAAGGUAGACACACUAUAUAGACAAAAUAAUUUGUGGACACCCCUUCAAAUGAGUGUAUUCCGCUAUAUCAGCCACACCCGUUGCUGACAGGUGUGUAAAAUUGAGCACACACCCAUGCAAUCUCCAUAGACAAACAUUGGCAGUAGAAGGGCCUUACAGAAGAGCUCAGUGACUUUCAACGUGGCACCGUUAUAGGAUGCCACCUUUCCAUCAAGUCAGUUCGUCAAAUGUCUACCCUGCUAGAGCUGCCCCGGUCAACUGUAAGUGCUGUUAUUGUGAAGUGGAAACGUCUAGGAGCAAGAACGGCUCAGCCGCGAAAUGGUAGGCCAAACAAGCUCACAGAACGGGACUGCCAGUUGCUGAAGCGCAUAGCACGUAAAAAUCGUCUGUCCUCAUUUGCAACACUCACUACUGCGUUCCAAACUGCCUCUGGAAGCAACGUCAGCACAGUAAUUGUUAGUCGGGAGCUUCAUGAAAUGGGUUUCCACGGCCGAGCAGCCGCACACAAGUCUAAGAUCACCAUGCGCAAUGCCAAGCGUCGGCUGGAGUGGUGUAAAGCUCGCCGCCAUUGGACUCUGGAGCAGUGGAGACGUGUUCUCUGGGGUGAUGAAUCAUAAAGUUUGGUGGAGGAGGAAUAAUGGUCUGGGGCUGUUAUUCAUGGUUCGUGCUAGUCCCCUUCGUUCCAGUGAAGGGAAAUCUUAACGCUACAGCAUACAAUGGCGUUCUAGACGAUUCUGUGCUUCCAACUUUGUGGCAACAGUUUGGGGAAGGCCCUUUCCUGUUUCAGCAUGACAAUGCCCCUGUACACAAAGCGAGGUCCAUACAGAUAUUGUUUGUCGAGAUCGGUGUGGAAGAACUUGACUGGCCUGCACAGAGCCCUGACCUUAACCCCAUCGAACACCUUUGGGAUGAAUUGGAACGCCAACUGCGAGCCAGGUCUAAACGCCCAACAUCAGUGCCUGACCUCACUAAUGCUCUUGUGGCUGAAUGAAAGCAAGUCCCCGCAGUAAUGUUCCAACAUCUAGUGGAAAGCCUUUCCAGAAGAGUGGAUCUGUUAUAGCAGCAAAGGGGGGACCAACUCCAUAUUAAUACCCAUGAUUUUGGAAUGAGCACAUACUUUUGGUCAUGUAGUGUAUGUACAUAACUAGGAAUAAAGUGAUUGAUUAAUAAACAGUAGCAGCAGCGUAUGUGAUGAGUCAAAAGGGUGAAUACAGAUCGUCUGGGUAGCUAUUUGGUUAACUAUUUAACUAACUAUGUAGCAGUCUUAUGGCUUAGGGGUAGAAGCUGGUUCCAGACUUGGCACAUCGGUCUAUGACUUGGGUGGCUGGAGUCUUUGACAAUUUUUAAGGCCUUCCUCUGACACUGUCUGGUACAGAGGUCCUGGAUGGCAGGUAGCUCGGGCCCCAGUGAUUUACUGGGCCUGGGCCGUACGCACUACCCUCUGUCGAACCUUGCGGUCGGAUGCCAAGCAGUUGCCAUACCAAGCGGUGAUGCAGCCAGUCAAGAUGCUCGCAACUGUGGAGCUGUAGAACUUUUGGGGGGUCUGAGGGCCCAUGCCAAAUCUUUUCAGCCUCCUGAGGGGGAAGAGGGGUUCAUGUGCCCUCUUCACGAUUGCAUUGGUGUGUGUGGACCAUGAUAGAUCCUUAGUGAUGUGGACACCGAGGAACUUGAAGCUCUCGACCCGCUUCACUACAGCCCCGUUGAUGUGAAUGGGGGCAUGCUCGGCCCUCCGUUUCCUGUAGUCCACGAUCAGCUCAUUUGUCUUGCUGGCGUUGAAGGAGAGAUUGUUCUCUCUGCUACCGCACGGCAAGCGGUACCAGUGCACCAAAUAUGGAUACAAUAGGACCCUGAACAGCUUUUACCCUCAAGCAAUAAGACUGCUAAACAAGACUGAUAAAUAGUAAUUAAUGGCUACCUGGACUACCUGCAUUGACCCUUUUUAUAUAUACAUGUAUCUUUUUUUUCUCUCUCUUGCACUGACUCUACCCACACACUCGCACAUACUUACAUUAACACCCCAACACACGCGUAAAUACUGAUGACACACACUUUCACACUCACAGCAUACUCUGCUCUACUGCUCACAUACGCUGCUGCUACAGCUGUCUAUUAUCUAUCCUGUUGCCUAGUCGCUUUACCCCUACCCUUGACUUAUUCCACAUUUUGUUGUUACAGCCUGAUUGAUUAAAUAUUAUUUAUUUUUUCACCCAUCUACACACGAUACCCUAUAAUGAUAAAGUGAAAUGUUUUUAGAAAUGUGUGCAAAUUUAUUGAAAAUUAAAUAUUGAAAUAUCUAAUUUACAAGUAUUCACACCCCUGAGUCAAUACAUGUUAGAAUCCCCUUUGGCAGCGAUUAUAGCUGAGAGUCUUUCUGGGUAAGUCUUUAAGAGCUUUGCACAUUAUUAUUUUAAAAAGUUGGUUGUUGAUCAUUGCUAGACAGACAUUUUUCAAGUCUUGCCUUAGAUUUAAGCCGAUUUAAGUGAACUGUAACUAGGCCACUCAGGAACAUUCAAUGUCGUCUUGGUAAGCAACUUGUGUUUUAGGUUAUUGUCCUGAUGAAAGGUACAUUUGUCUCCCAGUGUCUGUUGGAAAGCAGACUGAACCAGGUUUUCCUCUAGGGUUUUGCCUGUUUCUUUUUAUCGUAGAAAAACUCCCUAGUCCUUGUUGAUGACAAGCAUAGCAAUAACAUGAUGCAGCCACCACCAUGCUUGAAAAUAUGAAGAGUUGUACUUAGUGAUUGGUUGUUGGUAUUUAGGACAUAAAGUUCAUUUCUUUGCCACAUUUUUUGCAGUUUUACUUGAGGGCCUUAUUGCAAACAGGAUGCAUGUUUUGGAAUAUUUUUUACUCUGUACAGGCUUCCUUCUUUUCACUCUGUUGUUUAGGUUAGUAUUGUGGAGUAACUACAAUGUUGUUGAUCUAUCCUCCGUUUUCUCCUAUCAGAACCAUUCAACUUUGUAACUACUUUAAUGUCACCAUUGGCCUCAUGGUGAAAUCCCUGAGCGGUUUCCUUCCUCUCCGGCAACUGAGUUAGGAAGGACGCCUGUAAUUUUGUAGUGACUGGGUGUAUUGACACACCAUCCAAAGUGUAAUUAAUAACUUCCCCAUGUUCAAAGGGAUAUUCAAUCCUUUGGUAAAAAAUAAAAUCUACCAAUAUGUGCCCUUCUUUGCAUUGGAAAACCUUGCUGGUCUUUGUGGUUUAAUAUUUUUGAAAUUCACUACUCGACUGAGGGACGUUACAGAUAAUUGUAUGUGUGGGGUACAGAGAUGAGGUAUUUGCAAAAAUUUCUAAAAACCAGUUUUUGCGUUGUCAUGAUGGGGUAUUGUGUGUAGACUGAUUUAGGAAAAAAAUACAUUUUAAUCAAUUUUAGAAUGAGGCUGUAACGUAACAAAAUGUGGAAAAAGUCAAGGGGUCUGAAUACUUUCCGAAGGCACUGUACAUAGCUACCUCAAUUACCUCGUACCCCUGCCCAUCGACUCGGUACUGGUACUCCCUGUAUAUAGCCAUGUUAUUUUUACUCGUAAUUGUUAUACUAUGUGUAUUUAUUCCUCGUCACUUUCAUUAUUUUUAUUUGAUCUUUAACUCUGCAUAGUUGGAAAAGGACCCGUAAGUAAGCAUUUCACUGUUAGUCUACACCUGUUGUUUACAAAGCAUGUGACAAAUAUAAUUUGAUUCGAUAGAUAUGGGAAAAUCCACAUGCGAUUACCAACUUAGCACAUAUUCAGAAUUGUCUUUGCUGACAGGCUUUGGCUCAUCAGUCGUGUUUUAACAUCUUGGCUACAUUACUGUAAGCUGUCCAAAAAGAAAAUGAAAUGGCAUAUGAGUCCUAAUGUCUGUCUCUAUCUUUGCUUGACCAGGCUGUGGCUGUCCUCACUGCCACCUACCCUGUGGGUCACUUGCCGUACGGCUGGCUGACCGAACUGAGGGCCAUCUAUCCUGCUUUCGACAAGGUUAACCAAGACCUCAUCCACAGUCUCACAAUAGCCUCUUGUUGGAGAUCACAACGUAGUAGAUAUCAUCAGUUUAAAUGAAUACAGGUGACUUGUAUUGGCGUCCUUUAUUCCCCACUAAUGAUACUGUUCUCUUCUCCAACAGGCCAAUCCCAGCAAUAAGCCUAUCUCUGGCACUCUGGUUACAAAGACUCAUAUCAAAAAGUUUACAGCCUGUUGUUUGGCACUAUCACUCACGGUAAGAAGGAUCUAUAGAAGGAAGGAUCUGUAUGGAUCUGUUUUUAUUCCAAUACUGUAUUUUGAUAAGUCAUAUAAUCAAAGUAUAUUGGGAAGUAUACCAACUCUACAUAAAAAAUGAGAAUUCAGAGUGUAGAAUUCAGAGCCAAAAUGGGUUGAGACUCACGCUAGCAGAGCAAAUCAUCCCUUAAGUGUCCUGCACUGACAAAUUAUUGGCAUUUCUACCUCUGUUAAUGCUUCUUACUUAACGUCCGGUGUCGUACUUAUUCAUUUCCUGAACUAUAGCCUACUUUUUUGGUCCUAGCUGAAAAUGAUUAUGAGAAAAGGAGGAAGGCAAAGAAGACACGUCUGAUAGAUAAGCACAGUGCCAUAGAUAUACACUACCGUUCAAAAAUGUGGGGUCAAUGUCCUUGUUUUCGAAAGAAAAGCAAUUUUUUUGUCCAUUAAAAUAUCAUCAAAUUGAUCAGAAAUACAGUGUCGACAUUGUUAAUGUUGUAAAUGGCUAUUGUAGCUGGAAACGGCAAAUUUUUUUAUGGAAUAUCUACAUAGGUGUACAGAGGCCCAUUAUCAGCAACCAUCAGUCCUGUGUUCCAAUGGCACUUUGUGUUUGCUAAUCCAAGUUUAUCAUUUUAAAAGCUGAAAACUGUUGUGCUGAUUAAAGAAUCAAUAAAACUGGCCUUCUUGAGACUAGUUGAGUAUCUGGAGCAUCAGCAAUUGUGGGUUCGAUUACAGGCUCAAAAUGUCCAGAAACAAAUAACUUUCUUCUGAAACUCGUCAGUCUAUUCUUGUUCUGAGAAAUUAAGGCUAUUCCAUGCGAGAAAUUGCCAAGAAACUGAAGAUCUCGUACAACGCUGUGUACUACUCCCUUCACAGAACAGCGCAAACUGGCUCUAACCAGAAUAGAAAGAGGAGUGGGAGGCCCCGGUGCACAACUGAGCAAGAGGACAAAUACAUUAGUGUCUAGUUUGAGAAACCGACGCCUCACAGGUCCUCAACUGGCAGCUUCAUUAAAUAGUACCCGCAAAACACCAGUCUUAAUGUCAACAGUGAAGAGGCGACUCCGGGAUGCUGACCUCCUAGGCAGAGUUGUAAAGAAAAAGCCAUAUCUCAGACUGGCCAAUAAAUAUAAAAUAUUAAAAUGGGCAGUCUGAGAUAUGGCUUUUUCUUUGCAACUCUGCCUAGACGGUCAGCAUCCCGCAGCAUUGAAAACUACUGCUUUUAUUUUUCAAAUUAGUCCAUUGUAUACUCAGCGCGUUAACUUUUCAACUAUGCUCCAAAUCCUUUUGAAAUUGCAGCAUCUGCGCCUGCAAUUUAACAUCAUGAGCGGUCUUGUCUUGCCACAGCACUGUGAACCGCGGCACAUUGACGCAUAUGAUUGGUAUAGUUAUGUAAGGGACCAAGGGGAUUGGAUGCAUGUUUUAAAGAGAGCGAGAACGUUCUCCGCUGAGUUUAUACAACUGUAAAAAGAGCAGCACGGUAGCACUGUUUCAUGUACAAUGUUGUCAACAAAAUUAGGUUGCUGUUAUACCUGUCCCUAUUGCAGAAUGUAGCCUUUUGACUGCAUGUACUAAAGUCGAUUUAAUCCCCACUUGCAUUAGUCCCCUCGUUUGGUGAUUGGCAUUUAGGCUGUGACAACGAAAAGGCAGCAGCAGACAGACCUACAGUAUGUUUUAGCAGGGAAGUUUGGUAGGGUGACCUGAUUUGUAACUAUGAAAAUAAUUUUGUCAAACAGAUUGUGAACCCAAAAGUGUAAGUUUGAUUCUAGAGUGGGGACAAUACGUAGAAAAAUAAUUUGGUUGGGGUGUAGGGGCAUAUUUAUGUAAUCUUGUCUUCAACAUAUUUUAUUAUCUAUUUACUUUAUUUAGUCUGAUCAGUGGAACAAUUGUCAUUCUUAACAAUGGCCUAAAAUAUAGGGUAAUUACUGUGCUUGUCAGCAAGAACACUACAGUUAUUCUCCACCCUUAUUGUAUUAUUCCACUUCUUCCCAAUGUUGCCACUGUAAUCACAUAUUUGAAAUCUGAUAUGCCUACUUGUGUCUUGAAAAUGAGUUAUAUGAGGUGGUAGGGGGACUCUCAACUCAAACGCAUCCUAUUGUGUAAGAUGAUGGCAAGGAUCUUCAACUAGUAGUCAUAAACCCACUGAAUAUUGGUAUUCAUUAGAUUUGUCUUGAAGGUUGGGCGAUUUUCAGAAUUUAGCCCUGUUUUAAAGAGUUCAACUCAAUUACAAAAUGUUUGUAUCCUUACCUUGAAAGCAGUCUAUGGACAAGGAGACUGCAAUACAGUGGGGAAAAAAAGUAUUUAGUCAGCCACCAAUUGUGCAAGUUCUCCCACUUAAAAAGAUGAGAGAGGCCUGUAAUUUUCAUCAUAGGUACACGGUAACUAUGACAGACAAAUUGAGGGGAAAAAAUCCAGAAAAUCACAUUGUAGGAUUUUUAAUGAAUUUAUUUGCAAAUUAUGGUGGAAAAUAAUUAUUUGGUCACCUACAAACAAGCAAGAUUUCUGGCUCUCACAGACCUGUAACUUCUUCUUUAAGAGGCUCCUCUGUCCUCCACUCGUUACCUGUAUUAAUGGCACCUGUUUGAACUUGUUAUCAGUAUAAAAGACACCUGUCCACAACCUCAAACAGUCACACUCCAAAAUCCACUAUGGCCAAGACCAAAGAGCUGUCAAAGGACACCAGAAACAAAAUUGUAGACCUGCACCAGGCUGGGAAGACUGAAUCUGCAAUAGGUAAGCAGCUUGGUUUGAAGAAAUCAACUGUGGGAGCAAUUAUUAGGAAAUGGAAGACAUACAAGACCACUGAUAAUCUCCCUCGAUCUGGGGCUCCACGCAAGAUCUCACCCCGUGGGGUCAAAAUGAUCACAAGAACGGUGAGCAAAAAUCCCAGAACCACACGGGGGGACCUAGUGAAUGACCUGCAGAGAGCUGGGACCAAAGUAACAAAGCCUACCAUCAGUAACACACUACGCCGCCAGGGACUCAAAUCCUGCAGUGCCAGACGUGUCCCCCUGCUUAAGCCAGUACAUGUCCAGGCCCGUCUGAAGUUUGCAUUUGGAUGAUCCAGAAGAGGAUUGGGAGAAUGUCAGAUGAAACCAAAAUAUAACUUUUUGGUAAAAACUCAACUCGUCGUGUUUGGAGGACAAAGAAUGCUGAGUUGCAUCCAAAGAACACCAUACCUACUGUGAAGCAUGGGGGUGGAAACAUCAUGCUUUGGGGCUGUUUUUCUGCAAAGGGACCAGGACGACUGAUCCGUGUAAAGGAAAGAAUGAAUGGGGCCAUGUAUCGUGAGAUUUUGAGUGAAAACCUCCUUCCAUCAGCAAGGGCAUUGAAGAUGAAACGUGGCUGGGUCUUUCAGCAUGACAAUGAUCCCAAACACUCCACCCGGGCAACGAAGGAGUGGCUUCGUAAGAAGCAUUUCAAGGUCCUGGAGUGGCCUAGCCAGUCUCCAGAUCUCAACCCCAUAGAAAAUCUUUGGAGGGAGUUGAAAGUCCGUGUUGCCCAGCGACAGCCCCAAAACAUCACUGCUCUAGAGGAGAUCUGCAUGGAGGAAUGGGCCAAAAUACCAGCAACAGUGUGUGAAAACCUUAGACUUACAGAAAACGUUUGACCUGUGUCAUUGCCAACAAAGGGUAUAUAACAAAGUAUUGAGAAAAUGUUGUUAUUGACCAAAUACUUAUUUUCCACCAUAAUUUGCAAAUAAAUUCAUUAAAAAUCCUACAAUGUGAUUUUCUGGAAAAAAAAUUCUCAUUUUGUCUGUCAUAGUUGACGUGUACCUAUGAUGAAAAUUACAGGGCUCAUCUAUUUAAGUGGGAGAACUUGCACAAUUGGUGGCUGACUAAAUACUUUUUUUCCCCCACUGUAUAUGAUUUGGUUAGCCACUGCCAUCAACCAUUAAUAUAAAAAUCUCCUGUGCAGAGAGACUGGUGUCGCAUACAACUUUCCACUUGAGAACAGGGAUCAAUCCCUACUUCCAACCUUCUCACUGUGUCUAGCAUUUACCUAUCUAAUUUCAUUACUGUCUGAAUAAAGUAUCAAUUUUGUUUAAAAAUAUUAGUAUACUUUAAAUGUAAUCUCCCAAAAUUCUGACAGUAACAAAGUUGUCGAAUUUUGAGUGUUCAUUUAAUGUUCAAAGCGUCCUGAAUACACCUGAUCUGGGUUUUUAUUUAAAAAAAAUCUAAAUCAUGUCAAAAUACGUAGAAAUUAGCUUUAAAACAGUAAAAUGUUCCUUGGGGAGGACCCCCAGUCCCCCGUCUAGGGAUUGUGCCAGAGGGCAAUGAAAUUCACAUAGCAAAUCUCACUCCAAGUUUUUAUCAAAAGUUGCCAGCCCUGAAAGCACACAACAAUACAAGUAAUUAAGAAAAACAACAUCACAACAUCCUGUGUUGGACAGUCAUGAGAAGGUUUAUGGCUUGAGUGGUCAUCUGAGGGAGGUGGUCAAGCAGGGAGAGAAAGUUCGGAGGCAGGCAGGAAGCUCAUCAAGGUGUCUCGCUGUUUCUGUCUUUUCCGUAGUAAACCUCAGUCAAAUUCAGUUUGAGCUAAGCCACUGCAGCCUCUGCUAGCUAGUUAGCUACUCCUUCACUGCUACCAAAAUGAAGCAGCCACUUGGAUGAUGCUACAGCAGUUACGUGGCACCAGAAAGCACACCACAUUUCAAUAAUAAUUCAAGAGCAGCCUUGUAACUUUGUCCUUCCUACGAUCCUCAUCACUGCACACCUCUGCCGUCUUGCUUUCGGCUUCUCUCCAUCCUCAACCGCCGGACAUUGGCUGGAAUUCGAAUCAAAACAGCUAGCCAGUUAAUGUUAGCUAGCUAGCCAAACAAACAAAGGACUUGCCAGCUUCAGUCUUAAUGCUGUGGUGGAUUCUGAUUUAUAUGAAUUAGCUAUAUUAAUUGUUCAUUCUUUUUUUUUAAAUAUAUAUUGUUGGUAAACAAAUGCCAUAAAUGAAUUAAUUACAAAAAUAUUUACAAAAUGUACAGGAGCUCUCUGCUUAGGCUGCUGCUAGGGCGCCAUGGAAACUGUAGAACUAUGUACAAAAUUAUCCUCUUUCCCUAAAAGCAUGGUGGUCAGUACUUUUUUACUUUAAAGGGGAGGAUAACUGGGCCGCACAGACAAUCGAUCUGAAAUCAGUCAUGGUAUUUUGUUUUGCUUUAACCCCAGUAUGUGGUAAAUGCAGGGUGGAAAUGGAAAUAGUAAGAAAAACUGGUUUGAUUAGAGGAAAUGGAAAAACAGGAAGUUUGUGGCCAAGGUUAGGUCUUGGAGCCAGAGAGCGAAGUGGCGGUGGCAUUCCAGCCAGAUGUGGAAUUCCAGUUUUAAACAAGUGGGUGUGGGCUCAUGCCUGCCAGCACACAGCACGUUGGGCCAGAUGGGCAUGGCCUAUAGGCUUGAUGAAAACUCUGGCAAAGCCAGUCUGGCAGACUACAGGCCAAGACUUUCUCUGAUUUGCAUCUGACUCCAAGGGAUAGACAACAGAGAACAGCACAGAGCGGACAAGGUGGAUAACGGUGUACAAGAAACACCACAAAAAGGAUCAGUGUAAAGUUUACACUGUAAACAAAGCAAAUGGGUUUUAGAUGAUUUCCCUUUGACUUUAGUUGGCGUUUAAAGUGAGGAAGUCUGGCGAAAAAAUGGAGGAAAAACACUGAUUCAUUGACUCAAAAUGACCUCUCUAGUUGUGUACAGUAUGACAGGUGACUGACUAACCGUAGACAUCUAGAAAAACAUCUGAUAGUAAUCAGCACGACUACACUGCUACAUUUUCUUUGACAAUCCAAUGUUUUUUAACCAGAACCUGAUGAGCACUACAGAUAGUUUAUACAUUGACUUGCUUGAUUUGCAAUAUUGUUAUAUACUGUAUCUACAGUACAUUGCUACCACAAUUAGAAUGAAUGAAUUCGGUCACACGUCUGGCCUGUGUUAACUUCUAAGGGACCACAGUGAACCGGAAACCACUCGCCUUAAAGGGGCAACAGUUGCUACAUACAUUUUUGGAUUGAUAAAUGUAUGAUAUGUACCCAUUGAUAACUUUUAUAAAUGCCUCAUGAGCUUAGUUCAACUGUUGUACCCCAUCAGAACCCAAAAUAGAAGCUUGUUUUAUUCCAAUGUUUGUAAACAAAUAAAUGUAAUCAAACGCUAUAUAACCUUUAAAACAGGGUUAAAACUGUAAUUUCUAUAUCGUGGAUGGUCUCCAGCCCCAUCCUUCAGCUUUUUACCAAAUAAUGGGUGGGAAGGACUCUUUGUUAUUGUUAUAGCUGCUGAUUGCUGCUUUAAUGAUCGUGUAAAUUCUAACGAGGCAUGGUUUUGGCAAGGUUGCCCAACUUUGUGGUGUGUGCUUAACACCGAGUUAAAUUACUCUGUUUGCCCAGCUAUGUGUGACGUAAUGAACACCUCUGUUUGUUAACCUUUGGACAGCUCUGCUUCGUGGUGUUCUGGACCCCUCACAUCUCGGAGAAGAUCCUGGUGGAUGUGAUCGGGGUGGACUUGGCCUUCGCUGAGAUCUGUGUACUUCCACUAAGGAUCUUCUCCUUCUUCCCUUUGCCAGGUAAGAAGAACCGCUCUUCUUAUUUCAGCAUUAAAACACUCCCUAUGCCUGUUGCCCAGUUGACUGGAGCAUGGUGGUUGCAACACUAGAGUUGUGGGUUUGAGUCCCGACGGGCCACAGGUUAAAUACAGUAUAUAUUAACAGGAAGUUGCUUUAACAGGAAAUAUCUGCUGGAAAUGUCUGACCAUUAUGAUCAGUCCCAAAAUGCAGUGUCUUGUUCCUCUUGCACAAAAUUCUUUUUUAAUCUUCAACAUAGGAAUGCUACCAAAAAGAACUUAAUGAAACUGGUUACAAUUGACGGAGUCACCCAUAAUUCACCAAAUGAUAUUUUGAAGGAAGAAACAAAGUACUUUAAGCAUAUGUUUUCUUUUCAGUCGCCUCCAUCUCCUCUAACUGAAGCUAAUUGUAGGGAUUUUUUUUCUAUUGAUAAUGUCAAAUUAACAGCCACACAGAAAGACUAAUGUGAAGGUGAAAUUAGAGGAGGAACUUCUGGAUGCAAUUAAAGACUUUAAGUCCGGGAAAACUCCAGGGUUGGAUGGCAUACCAGUCGAGGUAUACCAAACCUUUUUUGAUAUACUAAGCGGACCGUUAUUAGCAUGUUUUAACCACUCCUAUGUAAAUGGUAGAUUAUCUGACACUCAAGAAGAAGGUCUGAUCUCAUUAUUAUUGAAACAGGAUACAAGUGGAAAAUAUAAAGAUCCAGUCCAUUUACAAAAUUGGAGGCCCCUUACACUUCAGUGUUGUGAUGCAAAAAUCCUAGCAAAAUGUAUAGCGCAUAGAAUUAAAAAGGUAUUGUCGGAUAUUAUUCAUUCUAAUCAGACAGGUUUUUUACAUGGAAGAUACAUUGGAGAUAAUAUAAGGCAAGUAUUGGAAACAAUAGAACACUAUGGAAAAUAUGGGAAACCAGGCCUGCUAUUCAUAGCCGACUUCGAAAAGGCAUUUGAUAAAGUUCGACUGGGGUUUAUAUAUAAAUGCCUGGAGCAUUUCAAUUUUGGAGAAUCUCUUAUAAAAUGGGUCAAAAUCAUGUAUAGUAACCCUAGGUGUAAAAUAGUAAAUAAUGGCUAUUUCUCAGAAAGUUUUAAACUGUCAAGAGGAGUGAAACAAGGAUGUCCACUAUCAGCAUAUCUAUUUAUUGUGGCCAUCGAGAUGUUAGCUAUUAAAAUCAGAUCCAAUAAUAAUAUCAGAGGAUUAGAAAUACAGGGCUUAAAAACAAAGGUGUCAUUGUACGCUGAUGAUUCAUGUUUUCUUUUAAAUCCACAACUAGAAUCCCUCCACAGCCUCAUAGAGGAUCUAGAUACAUUUUCUAACCUCUCUGGAUUACAACCAAAUUAUGACAAAUGUACUAUAUUACGUAUUGGAUCACUAAAAAAUACAAUUUUUACAUUACCAUGUAGUUUACCAAUACAAUGGUCUGAUGGUGAUGUGGAUAUACUCGGAAUACAUAUCCCAAAGGAAAUAAAUGAUCUCACUUCAAUAAAUUUUAAUAGAAAGUUAGCAAAAAUAGAUAAGAUCUUACUACCAUGUAAAGGAAAAUACCUGUCAAUUUGUGGAAAAAUCACCCUGAUUAACUCUUUAGUAUUAUCCCAGUUUACCUAUUUGCUUAUGGUCUUGCCUACGCCUAGCGAACAGUUUUUUAAAUUAUAUGAGAAAAAAAUAUUCAAUUUUAUUUGGAACGGCAAGCCAGACAAAAUUAAGAGCAUAUUUAUAUAAUGAAUAUGAAUUCGGAGGACAUAAAUUAUUAAAUAUUAAAGCAUUAGACCUAUCACUAAAAGCUUCAGUCAUACAAAAGUUAUACUUAAAUCCGAACUGGUUCUCAAGCAAAUUAGUAAGAUUGUCUCACCCAAUGUUCAAGAAAGGCCUUUUUCCCUUUAUUCAGAUUACAACCUCUCACUUUCAGUUAUUUGAAAAGGAAAUAAUCUCCCAAAUGUCACUAUUUCUAAAACAAGCCAUAGAAAGUUGGUUGCAAUUUCAAUUUAAUCCUCCAGAAACGACAGAACAAAUAAUGCAACAAAUAUUGUGGUUAAAUUCAAAUAUACUAAUUGACAAAAAACCUUUAUUUUUUGACAGAAUGUUUAAAAAAGGUAUAAUCUUCGUAAAUGAUAUCAUCGGUAGGACUGGUAGGACUCGCACAUGCAGCUAACAAAAACAUAUGGAAAUGUCUGCUCUACCCAAAAUUACAACCAAAUAAUUGCAGCCUUACCGCAAAAGUGGAAGAGGAAAGUGGAAGGGGGAGAAAGUAAGGAACUUGUCUGUCGGCCUUGCAUUAAAGAACAUAAUUGGUUAAGGAAAACUGUGAUAAAUAAAAAAGUAUAUCAGUUUCACUUAAGGACCAAAGGUUUGACAGCCGUCCCAUAUAGAUUGCAAAAUAGUUGGGAAGAGAUCUUUGACGUACCGAUCCCAUGGCAUAGUGUUUAUGAACUGACACGCAAAACGACACCGGAUUCAAAAAUUUGAAUCUUUCAAUUUAAAUUAUUAUAUACAAUUCUUGCUACCAAUAGAAUGUUAUUUAUAUGGGGGAUACAAUCUUCCCAGCUCUGCAGGUUUUACUGUGAAGAGACAGAAUCAUUAGAUCAUUUGUUUUGGUUCUGUCCAUUUGUAGCUUGUUUUUGGACACAGGUCCAGGAAUGGCUAAAGGAUUGCAAUAUUUACCUGGAACUAACCUUGCAGAUAGCAUUACUGGGUGAUCUGAAAAGUCAUAGUCAAUCAAUCAAUAAUAUAAUAAUACUUUUAGCAAAAAUGUUUAUUUUUUAUUCACAAUCUGUAGAAGCAAUGAGAAUAGAAAGGUUCAGAAUUUUUGUAAAACAUCACAGUACGGUCGAAAUAUAUAUGGCAAAUAGAAAUCCUAUAUGGAUGGUGUUAAGAGAUAGAUGGGAGGUAUUGAAUAGAGUUGAAGGAUGGGACUAAUAACAAAUAACAACAAAUAAUAACAAAGAUAGCUAAUAAUGUAAGCAUACUGUGUCCAUAAUAAGUAUAUAGGUUGUAUGUUGGGAGCUUUUGGGAAGGAGCACAGUUAGAAAGAUAUGGCAUAUAGAAGCAAACUGGAUGGACACCAUGAAAAUGAUCGGAGAGGUUGAGAGUAGAAGAAGUUCAGGAGCAAAAAAAAUAAUAUAUAUAUAUAUAUAUAUAUAUAUAUAUAUAUAUAUAUAUAAUAGAAUUAUUGUAAAAUUAACUCUGUCCAUAAGGUGUAGAUAGUAAGUAUAGACCGGAAGUAGACGCCUGGGCAUUGUUGUUCACUAAUUUACUCCAAGUAGGGAAAGGAUGGUGGGGUUGAAAAGUAAUAAAGGGGAGUAUAUAUAUAAAAAAUAAAAAAAACAUGGGGGAUUGGAAGUGAUGCAGACAAUUACAUUGAUAUAAGAUAAUCUAUCUGCAAUAUUAAGCUGAUCCAUUCCCCCCCCCCCAAAAAAAAAAAAAAAAACAGGAAGUUGCUUUAACAGGAAAUAUCUGCUGGAAAUGUCUGACCAUUAUGAUCAGUCCCAAAAUGCAGUGUCUUGUUCCUCUUGUCUGAGUAUGAGGGUUUUGUGUGUGAACAGCUAUGAGCCAUGGUUUAGCUGAGAGAGCAGUCUGUCUGUGAUGUAAUGUUUCCACUGACUUUCCGUGUGUGUGUGUGUGUGUGUGUGUGUGUGUGUGUAUAGUGAUAGUCCGGUCCCACCUGACCGGUUGGUUCAUGACCUUGAAGAAGACCUUUGUGCUGGCCCCCAGCUCUGUACUCCGCAUCAUCGUCCUCAUCACCAGCCUGGUCGUGUUGCCUUCUAUUGGGUAGGUGGACACCUCACUGGACACCUACCAGUCUCUGUGUCCCAAAUGACACCCUAUUCCCUUUAUAGUCAAUUACUUUUGACUAAUAUGAAAAAUGGUUACAUUUACAUUUUAGUCAUUUAGCAGACGCUCUUAUCCAGAGCGACUUACAGUUAGAGUGCAUACAUUUUUAUUUUUUAUACUGGAAUCGAACCCACAACCCUGGCGUUGCAAAUGCCAUGCUCUACCAACUGAGCUAUAUUCUAAAACUGGAUCAAGAUGGUUCAUUUGAAUCCAGCAAACUUUGCUCAGUGUGACAUUUUGAUUAGACUUCAAUUUGACAGAGUUGAGGAGCUGCUACCUGUUUCAUGAUGAGCAAAUAUGAAUAGAAAUGUAUUCAGAGAGGAGAGUUUAAAUCAGGAAUAUGUAAAUGAUCACCAUUCACUGCAUCACCUACCAUCAAAUGCAGACUGUGCACAUUCAUUGUGAGGAUAGGCGUUAAUGGGUUCUCUGCAGUUUUGUAUUGAGCUAAUAUACACAUUAAAUCUGUAGACCGGUUCCUUGUGCAUGGUUUUGAAUUAAACAUAAGGUAUCAUAAUAUAAAACUAAUGAGGAAGCAAAACAUGCUUUUUGCUGCACCAGAAUUUGACCCAUCUACAAUAUUAGCUGUCCUUAUUUUACUCUACCUUAUCUGUAAAUAAGAUACAUUUGUGGUCCUCUGUAGCUCAAUUGGUAGAGCAUGGCGCUUGUAACGCCAGGGUAGUGGGUUCGAUCCCCGGGACCACCCAUACGUAAAAAUGUAUGCGCACGUGACUGUAAGUCGCUUUGGAUAAAAGCGUCUGCUAAAUGGUGUAUUAAAUGUAAGUGAAUAUGUUACUGCCGUUUCUCGCAAAGCCAUUUUUCUAUCUGAAACGUAUGCGUAAAAAAAAUGUAACUUCAAGAUGGUAAUUUCACUGUGGGCAAACUGCAUCUGCACUUAUUCUGCAGAAAUAUUAGUGCGUUAUAAAUAAAAUGUAUUAUUAUAUAUCACUAGGGUUGCAAAAUUCCAGGAACUUUCAAUAAAUUCCAUGGAUUUCCAGAAAUCCUGGUAGGAGGAUUCUGGAUUUCCUGCUUAUUCCCUCCUGAUUCCUGGAAUCCGCCAACGAGGAUUUCAAGAAAACCAGGGAAUUUAUUGAAAAUUCACAGCAUUUUCCAACCUUAUAUAUCACCAUAAAGACUGGCCAUAAAGAGAGGACCUUUCUUCCAUCGCUUAGCAACACCUUUCAUCCGGACUGACAAGUCCAAGCAAGUAGACCAGACCUGCUGCUAUAGCAAAGACUCACAGGAGUGGAAAAUCCUUUUCAUCUUUACCCAAUCAAAAAUAUCCAUCUGUGCCAGAUGCCAGGCUAUUUCACAACAAGACAUCUCGGAUGACUCAUGUUCUUCCAGAACCCGCUCGUACAUUUUUAGCUCACCACACACUAUAAUAGGCCUACAACUAAAUGGUUGCUUUUGUUUUUGAGGAAGGGUUAAAUAUGUCUUAUUUUAGUCUAUAUAGAUCCUCAAAAUGUAUUCCAAUUUGGUAAGCCUGUACCACAUAGGCCUACUGUAUAUCCUGUAUUCUGAUCUCUACUGGUCAGUGGUUCCAAAGUUGAUGAAUGCUGUGGUUUGUGUUUCAGUGUCCACGGGGCCACUCUGGGGGUUGGGUCCCUGUUGGCUGGUUUCGUAGGGGAGUCUACCAUGGUGACCAUAGCUGCCUGCUAUGUCUAUCAAAAACAGGUGAAGUCCCAUCCCUAAAGGCAAAAGGAGAGUAAGAAACUGUAUAGUCAUACAGUGAAGUACAAAAUCACUCUAAAUUGCUCUUCAUUCCUUUUCAUGUCUCACUCCUUCUCUUUCACAGAAAAACUAUGAGAUGGCCAGCAAGCUGCUGGUGGAGGGAGAGGACUCCGUUCCUCCGAGUGAGGUGCGUUCCAGAACUCAGAAGGACUCCAUCGAGGAGCUCCAGGAGGAAGAGGAGUAG
Molecule: messenger RNA, 24725 nt
Organism: Coregonus sp. 'balchen'
Lineage: Eukaryota; Metazoa; Chordata; Actinopteri; Salmoniformes; Salmonidae
Source: the annotation of a GenBank genome assembly